AGGCUCAGAGCCUGGGAAUGGAGCGGCGAGGAGCGCGUCCAUGAGCGAGGGAAGCAGGCGAGCCGCCGAGGAGGAGAGGCAGCCGGGGGGGGAAACCCAACUCCGUCGCCAGGCAGCGACAGCCCCGGCCAUUGGGCUCUUCCGAGCGGAAAAGAGGCAGCGGCAGCAGCGCCCGCGAGAGAACCAAGUCGCCGGCCGGGAGGAGGCUAAAGGCAGGCGGAUCGGCGGGACCGCUUCCCCGGCGUGCCAAGUUCCCCUCUUGGCUCUUCUCUGCGCUCAAGGAAUGAAAGCGUUCCAGGCAGACCUCCUUCUCCUCGGCUUCUUCCUGUUCAGCCAAGAGCUUGGUCUCCCAAGGAGAGGAUGCUGUCUGGUCUUUGGGUUCAUGUACAAGGAGAAGUAUCGGCGAAUGACUGAAGGUCCAGCAUCUUCCUUCACCCAGCAGCCUCAGGACCAGGUAGUGAUUGCCGGGCAGCCUGUGACCUUGUUGUGUGCAAUCCCGGAAUAUAACGGCAUCGUGCUGUGGAUCAAAGAUGGGCUUGCUCUUGGAGUUGGCCGGGAUCUCUCAAGUUACCCCCGCUACUUGGUUGUGGGGGACCAUUUGUCUGGGGAGCAUCACCUGAAGAUAUUGAGAGCUGAUCUCCAAGAUGACGCUGUGUAUGAGUGCCAGGCCAUUCAGGCAGCCAUCCGUUCCAGACCAGCCCGGCUGACUGUUCUUGUGCCUCCAGAUGAUCCAGUAAUUAUUGGGGGGCCCAUCGUUAGCCUAAGAGCUGGAGAUCCCCUGAAUCUGACCUGCCACGCUGAUAACGCCAAACCAGCAGCAUCCAUCAUUUGGAUGCGGAGAGGAGAAGUAAUCAAUGGAGCAACCUACUCAAAGACGAUCCUCCGCGAUGGCAAGAGAGAGAGCAUCAUGAGCACGCUGUUUGUCUCCCCAUCUGACAUUGAGAACGGCCAGACGAUCGUCUGCAGGGCUACCAACAAGGCCAUUCCCAGCGGGAAGGAGACCUCCGUCACCAUUGACAUUCAACAUCCACCUCAUGUCAAUCUGUCAGUUGAACCUCAGCCUGUCUUGGAGGACAACACCGUGAAGUUUCACUGCUCAGCCAAAGCCAACCCAGCUGUCACCCAAUACAGGUGGGCCAAAAAGGGACAUAUUAUCAAAGAAGCAUCAGGGGACUCUUAUGAAGCCAUUGUUGACUACACCUACUUUUUUGAACCCAUCUCCUGUGAGGUGACGAAUGCUUUGGGAAGUACCAACAUCAGCAGGACGGUAGAUGUCUACUUUGGGCCACGAAUGAUGUCAGAGCCACAGUCCCUCCUUGUCGACCUUGGAUCAGAUGCCGUGUUUAACUGUGCCUGGAUUGGAAAUCCAUCUCUGACCAUCGUCUGGAUGAAGCGAGGCUCGGGUGUGGUCCUGAGCAAUGAGAAUACGUUAACUCUCAAAAACGUCCGGCAAGAGGAUGCUGGGAAAUACGUGUGCCGAGCAGUUGUGCCCCGUGUGGGUGCCGGAGAGCGGGAAGUGUCCCUGACUGUCAAUGGGCCACCGAUAAUCUCCAGCACGCAGACUCAGCACGCUCUUCAUGGGGAAAAGGGCCAGAUCAAAUGCUUUAUCCGCAGCACUCCUCCACCCGACCGAAUUGCCUGGUCCUGGAAGGAGAAUGUCUUGGAGUCAGGUACUUCAGGGCGAUACACGGUGGAGACCGUCAGCACAGAUGAAGGUGUGAUCUCCACGUUAACCAUCAGCAACAUUGUGCGGGCCGACUUCCAGACCAUUUACAACUGCACUGCCUGGAACAGCUUUGGUUCAGAUACGGAGAUCAUACGUCUGAAAGAACAAGGUACGGAAAUGAAAUCAGGAGCUGGUAUGGAAGCAGAGUCAGUGCCAAUGGCAGUCAUCAUAGGCGUAGCGGUCGGAGCUGGCGUGGCCUUCUUGGUCCUGAUGGCCACCAUCGUGGCCUUCUGCUGUGCUCGUUCACAGAGAAAUCUGAAAGGUGUGGUUUCAGCCAAGAACGAUAUCCGCGUUGAGAUUGUUCACAAGGAGUCUGCCUCGGGCAGAGAAACCGAGGAACACCCAACGAUCAAGCAACUGAUGAUGGACAGGAGCGAGUUCCAGCAGGAUUCGGUCCUCAAGCAGCUGGAGGUGCUCAAGGAGGAAGAGAAGGAGUUCCAGAAUUUGAAGGACCCUACUAACGGUUACUACAGCGUGAACACCUUCAAGGACCACCAUUCCACUCCCACCAUCUCCCUCUCAGGCUGCCAGCCGGACCUGAGACCCGCCAACAAGCAGCGUGUGCCGACGGGGAUGUCCUUCACCAACAUCUACACCACUCUGAGUGGGCAGAACCGCCUCUACGACUACAGCCAACGCUUCGUCCUGGGCAUGGGGAGCAGCUCCAUCGAGCUAUGCGAGCGGGAGUUCCAGCGGGGUUCCAUGAGCGACAGCAGCUCCUUCCUGGACACGCAGUGCGACAGCAGCGUCAGCAGCAGUGGCAAGCAGGACGGCUACGUACAGUUCGACAAGGCCAGCAAAGCCUCAGCCUCCUCCUCCCACCAUUCCCAGUCCUCCUCUCAAAACUCAGACCCCAGCAGGCCCCUGCAGAGGAGAAUGCAGACCCAUGUGUGAAAUGGGUGGGAUGGAACUGGAAAUGGAGGAGCCAGGGAGGGAAAGGUGGGAGGACAGAGCAGACCGACAGACAGAGGGUUGAGUCACCCCUUGGCCUAAAGCCCGACUCGGCCGCCGGCUGAAGCUGGCACGUUCUGGGUGGGGCGGAGGUUGUGCUGUGGUUUUCUUUUUGCGGUCUAGUGAUUUUUAAUUCCUCAAAGCACUUUUUUUUUUUUGGUCCCUCUUUAAAAACAAACAAAAAACUGCAGCCAAUGCGAGGUGAAGGGAAUCCGAGUGAGCUUGUGUGACAAAACCAUCUGCACAAGAGAUGUGUCCCUUCCUUUCUUCCUAGACCUGUCAGUCCCACCCCUGCCAUUUCAAACAGGUGGGGAGAAGGAAGAAGAAACAACAGAGGAUGGCGUGAACCUACGGCAGCUGAACCCAAACUAAUCUUAAGCACAAAGUCUGUUUCCUUCCUGUAGCAGACCGGGCUUAGGGGAAAGGGCCCACCGGAGGCCAUGAUGGACAACUUUGUUGGGAACUAUAGGUCAAAACAGAUAACUUCCACACACUUCAGUGGUAACUUUGUCAUAGGUGUGAUAAUGGUCUUUUCUUUCAGUAAAAGGCUAAGCCUUCCACAAAUCCUAAACUCAAGUCCAAAGGAGUACAGAUUUCCUAGUGGGACUGUAGAAAAACCAGUCUUUUUGCUUUCAUCCCAUGCAAGAUGACCUGCCUGGCCACAGGAUUGUCGUGAGACGGCACACGGUCUUCCUGUUGGCCAGCAAUUUUGUAUUCCUAGUUCUUCUGGUGAGGAGCUCUCCUCCUUCCACUUCGUGAGGAGACACACACGCUACCUUCUCCUUGAGAUCACUGUUCAAUUUCCCCUUCAUCAGUUGCUUCGUGAAGGCAGGAUGGCCAACGCUCCCCACACCUCUCCACUUUCCAUGUGACAUCACUUCCUGACUGCGGCGGACAUUUUGGAAAGCUUUUGAGCUCUUGAGCUAAACCAACCGCCUUUCUUGGCUCUAAGCUCCCCUUGGGAAACCAGCAAGCGCAAGAUGGCAUUUCCUCAAGCAAUCUCACAAGCGGCGGAGGGGCUUAAUUUGAGGAGGUUUGGUGGGCAGGGGAGAUGGUCAUUGAUGUACACGGACUGCUAAAUUCUGGUCUUUUUUAUUUCUCUUUGGUUUGGUGUUUAGUGUUCAUAAUAUUACAGUGUGUCUUUGGACUCAAAACAAAACAGAGUUGAGAACUUUUAAGAAGCGUUGUCAGCUGAGCAAACACACACACCAGGGACACUCUGGUUCGGCAUGGUCGCAGAGGAACUCUUGGGUGGCUGGAGGAGUGAAUUCAUCCCCUGAGCAAUGUAUGACAAUCACAGAAAGAUCCUCCCAGAGGGGGUGAUGCCGAGUGAACGUGGAGCAUUUUCUUAUUGCUGCUUGUGUAUUUCCUGGGCCCCCCUUCCUCUUCCCCCACCCCCGAUAGCACAACUGGAAGAUUAAUACAAGAGUUGUUACAA
Heteronotia binoei (common prickly gecko) is the source of this 4115-nucleotide messenger RNA. RefSeq names its product kirre like nephrin family adhesion molecule 3 (gene KIRREL3). Gene Ontology annotation, cellular component: cell-cell junction. The transcript has 17 exons. The coding region runs from base 41 to 2620 and encodes 859 amino acids. Gene Ontology annotation, molecular function: cell adhesion molecule binding. Gene Ontology annotation, biological process: cell-cell adhesion; synapse assembly. NCBI's taxonomy places the organism in Eukaryota, Metazoa, Chordata, Lepidosauria, Squamata, Gekkonidae. The record is from RefSeq and is a predicted model, not a curated record.